AUGGUGCCAAAAUUGGUGGGCAUGGCUGGUCAUCGUGGGACAAUGUGGCUUCUUCCCGCUGUCCUCCUCUUCCUUCAGAUGAUGCAGACAGGAACUGCACUUCUUCCUUCUGCACUUACCUUUUUUGCUUCACAGGCUGUUCUGUUAAAUGAGGAAGGGGAAGAGUUUUGUGGUGGAACAAUUCUGAAUGAAAACUUUAUACUUACUGCAGCUCAUUGCAUCAACCAAUCCAAAGAAGUCAAAGUUGUUGUUGGGGAAGUGGACAGAGAGAAGGAGGAACAGUCUGAAACAAUGCAUACUGUGGACAAAAUAUUUGUUCACUCCAAAUUCGUUGCUGAGACUUAUGAUAAUGACAUUGCCUUACUGAAGCUGAAGGAACCUGUCCAGUUUUCGGAGUACGUCAUUGCAGCGUGUCUCCCCAAAGCAGACUUUGCUAAUGAAGUUCUGAUGACCCAAAUAUCUGGGACAAUUAGUGGCUUUGGGCGUGAAGUUGAUGGUGGACGACUCCCAAAAAAACUGAAGGUGCUUGAAGUCCCCUAUGUUAAUAGGAACACGUGCAAGCAAUCCACUAACUUUGCAAUAACUGAGAACAUGUUCUGUGCUGGUUAUGACACAGAAGAAAAAGAUGCCUGUGAAGGAGACAGUGGUGGCCCCCAUGUGACUAGAUACAAAGAUACUUAUUUCGUUACUGGAAUUGUUAGCUGGGGUGAAGGAUGUGCAAGGAAAGGCAAAUAUGGUGUCUAUACCAAACUGUCCCGGUACUUGCGUUGGGUACGAACAGUCAUGAGUUUGUAGGGYUGGUGUGUCCCUUGAACCUUCCAUUAGCUGCCAAUGUGCAGGUUUUGGAAUGGAAACUGUCUUUUCCCUGCUUCUGCCAGAUAUGUUUUGAGAUCUGAUUYCUUAAAAUUAUGGUUCUGCCUCCAUUUAUAUUAUUCCUGGAUUUGCRUGGGUUGAACAAKAGAAUUUCUCCAAAGAAAAUGGCURCUCAGUGGAGUCAUUGGUUUCUUCUGGUUAUUUUUCAAAGGCCAUUUUGCUUCCUCUCUUUUGACCCAAAAGCUUCUGCCAGAGGCUCCUAAAGUUGCUAAGAACUUUCACUAGUCACGAUGAAAGCAGGAAGAACAGGAAUUGAGUUAAUCCUCAUAUUGCAACCAUGUGGCUCAGCCGGGAGUUUGUCUUUCCUGGAGCUGUUUAGCUCCUACCUUGAGAUGUGUUCAGAAGAUUAAGAGAGCAGGGGAUCUUGCAUGGCUAAACAAAAAAGGGCUUUUGCUUUAUAAGGAUUGUACUUCACUUGACUUUAUUUAGAACACUCUGCAAAUCAGAAUACAGAAAAAAUAUCUGGGCGAGGUCACCAUUUUGAAUAUCUUCUUCUGGACUGUGUAUGGCUGAGGAUUGGAAAGCCCCUUGCAUAUGUAUUAUUCUACAUGUUACUGUUAAAUGCAAUAUUGAUGUACACCAGCAUUUGAAAUAAAACAUUUUUUCUUUUUU
Molecule: messenger RNA, 1485 nt
Organism: Malurus melanocephalus (red-backed fairy wren)
Lineage: Eukaryota; Metazoa; Chordata; Aves; Passeriformes; Maluridae
Product: coagulation factor X-like
Exons: 4
Coding region: 1-795 (264 amino acids)
Biological process (GO): proteolysis
Molecular function (GO): serine-type endopeptidase activity
Source: RefSeq, a predicted model, not a curated record